ACUGGACGGUUUUCCAGACAUUUUUUUCAUAUGUAUGCGUUUUAUGCGUCAAAUGAGAAAUGCUUAGUCAGCAGCAAAGUGUGUUAAACUCUGCUACUGUGGAAUAAGUUGGUGCGCCAGAAGACAGAGGCGCUUCGGCUUCAGGAACAGGCAGGAAAAGGAUUGUAUUCCUGACAGCUAAUUGGUCCAGAUUUUCCCUGUGCUGCCACAAUGCAGAACACGUGACCUGGCUGUUUUCACCCACUUCAACUCGUGGACUUAAAACACGGCCACGCUCGCGCCGUUCCCCCACAGUUGCGGGUUUCUCCGCCCAAGCAGCGCGUCGGGUUCUCGGGACGCAGGGAGGGGACCAUGGCGGCUGCCACGAGCAGCGGCGCAUCCACGGCCACGCUGCAGAUGAGACACUCCGGCGUGGAACAGACGCGGAAACGCAUAGACCCGAAGCGCAGGCAGGCAGCGCUGUCCUUCCUCAGCAACAUUUCCCUGGACGGCCGCCCCGUGCAGGACGACGCAGAGAACCCGGAGCAGGAGGACGAGCCGCCGGAAGCCAGGACUAGUCUCAGCGCGGCUUCCCCGGAGCGCGCGGCGGCGGCGGCGGCCACGGCCGCCCAGGCUCUGGCUUUAGCCAACCAGGCUCUCCUCGCCAACAAUCGGGCCAGCUCGGGUCUCCCCUCUUCCCCAGGGGGCACGGACGCAGAAGCUGACGCCUCCACCCCCUCCACGUUUAACUCCCCUUUCUCCGCGCUCCCUGCCUCGACCAGAGGGAGGCUGCAGACCUACACUCAGGGAAUCGUACCGGCCCCCUACUCCAGGCAGUUCUCCCCCAACUACUGCCCGGAAAUCGGACAAAUAGAGCCGCAGAGGUCAAGACGAAGACUCAUCUCUCAGCGCUCGUCACUUGAGACGUUGGAGGACAUCGAGGAGAACGCCCCUCUGCGCAGAUGCCGAACGCUGUCCGGUUCCCCCCGCCCAAAGAGCUUCAAGAAGAUUCACUUCAUCAAGAACAUGAGGCAGCAUGAUAUGCGCAAUGGAAGGAUAGUCCUUAUCAGUGGCAGAAGAUCCUUCUAUAGUGUAUUUUCUGUCCUGCCCUAUCGAGAUUGUAGCCAAACUGGGGAUGUGAAGGUGGAAGGACGUCAGCGCCACCCGUCAGGAGGUGUAAGUGCCAAAGAGAUGGUGAUUGGGCUGGAGGGCGUGGAGCUCGGAGCAGAUGGAAAGACUGUGUCUUACACGCAGCUCCUGUACCCGACUAAUGGGCUGGGCGGUCGGAGAAACACCAUCGACUCCACCUCCUCCUUCGCUCAGUCGCGUAACGCCAGCCAUCGCAGCCUCAGUCUGGGCAGAGCCAACAGCAACCAGAGCAGCUUAGACGCAGGGAAUGACUUUGGCGACAUCCGAGAAUACGAUCCAAACCUGCUGGAUGAUCCUCAGUGGCCUUGUGGGAAACACAAGCGAGUCCUCAUCUUCCCGUCUUACAUGACGACGGUCAUCGAAUACGUCAAACCGUUUGACCUCAAGAAGGACAUGAAUGAAACUUUCAAGGAGAAGUUUCCACUCGUCAGACUCACCCUCAGCAAGAUACGCAGUUUGAAAAGGGAGAUAAGAAAGCUGGCUCAGGAUGAAUGCGGCUACGAGGAGCCAACUGUGGCCAUGGCUUUUGUCUACUUUGAAAAGCUGGUUCUUCAGGGCAAACUGAACAAGCAGAACCGGAAGCUGUGCGCCGGCGCCUGCGUCCUUUUGGCGGCCAAGAUCGGCGGGGAUCUGAAAAAACAGGAGGUUAAGCUCCUUAUUGAUAAACUGGAGGAGAAGUUCCGAGUGAACCGCAGAGAGCUGAUAGCCUUCGAGUUUCCCGUCUUGGUGGCCCUGGAGUUCAACCUGCACCUGCCCGAGCAUGAAGUCAUGCCUCAUUACAGACGCCUGCUGCAGGCUUCUUAGCGAAGGUGUCCCGUCAGGAGGACGGUCUCCGCCUUCUCCUGAUACCUGUCCGUCACUACAAGAAACCUUACAAAGGAACUUUGACCUUUUAUCGGACUUCCAAAAGCUGUCUUAAGAAACAAAUAUUUUUUACUGGUUUGCAUGUCUCUACUUUCUUUAUCUUUCCUUCUUUUUCUCCUUGUGUUGAUUAAGGAAUCGUUUUUUCUUUUAAGCUUUUUUUCCUUUUUGGUUUUAAGUAAAUCUUGUAAACUUUGAUAUUAUUGGUUCUUAACCUGCUUUUAACAAAAACCCAGUAAGCGGCUGGUUUUUGGCUGGACUGUUAUUCAUCGGAGUCGCUCAAGUCCUAAAAAGUGCACUUUCUCCAAAAAUGGGAGGGCAGAUUUUUUUGUUUUUUUUAACCUAAAAAAAAGAACCUGUAAUGUGCCAGAUGAACCUGUUUGGGUGGACCUUUGACCUUGCUGCUUGGCUGUGGCCUCCUGUUGUCACUGAACUGUUCUGUUCCUUCUUUCUGCCUCUUAAAUUUGUCUUCUGGACUCUCUGAGACCAGAUCAGCUCGUUGAAUUCCUUGUGCUCUACGUUAGAGUGUAUAUUCGGCACAUUUGUGGUGCUUCAACGCAGCUUUUUUCCUGCAUUUCAGGAGGCCAGCAAGCAGUGAUCAGCAGCUGCGAUUGGUUAUUUUCCAGGUGGAUUGUCUCUGCCUCUAUCGUCUGUGUUCUCUCUGCUGUAGUGCUGUAGUGCAAGGCACUACAAGACGGGCUGCUGCCACUGACUGCUGACUUCUGUGAGAAGGAAAAAGCCUCCAAAAAAAGGGCCUAAAAUAAGGGGAUCAGCUCUGGAUCAAAAUCUGAUUUUCAACUUGAAAUUGUUUUAGUCUUUAAGAAAACAAAAAACUGAAUUGAUAUAAAAAUCGUUUGUAUUGGCAUUUACUGAAAAUUUUUAUAGCCUUUAAUUUUUUCAUACUCCAGACUAUGACGAUCUUUUGAAUCAGACGUGUGCUAUACAUCCUGCUAUAUGAUGCAAAAGCAUGAAGUGCAUUGAUGUAAACUAAGAAAAAAAACCUCUGUUUGCGAGCCCAAAGACUUUGCUGUAAGAUGCACUUCAAGUUCUCUCUGAAGAUUCAUGGGGGAAUCCCUGUGUGUUUGUAAAUAAAAUGCUUCGCUUGUUGAAUCAAAAACU
Oryzias latipes (Japanese medaka) is the source of this 3108-nucleotide messenger RNA. RefSeq names its product Cdk5 and Abl enzyme substrate 1 (gene cables1). NCBI's taxonomy places the organism in Eukaryota, Metazoa, Chordata, Actinopteri, Beloniformes, Adrianichthyidae. Gene Ontology annotation, biological process: nervous system development; regulation of cell cycle. The record is from RefSeq and is a predicted model, not a curated record. Gene Ontology annotation, cellular component: cytosol.